This is a messenger RNA of Sipha flava (yellow sugarcane aphid), 3362 nucleotides long. It is a transcript of the gene HDAC6, whose product is annotated as histone deacetylase 6. The coding region runs from base 753 to 3269 and encodes 838 amino acids. The transcript has 18 exons. Gene Ontology annotation, biological process: chromatin organization. Gene Ontology annotation, cellular component: histone deacetylase complex. The record is from RefSeq and is a predicted model, not a curated record. NCBI's taxonomy places the organism in Eukaryota, Metazoa, Arthropoda, Insecta, Hemiptera, Aphididae. Gene Ontology annotation, molecular function: histone deacetylase activity.
UCGUUACAAUUAUCGUUGUUAUUUACGCGCGACGACCAUGCACACCCCGUACACUCGCGAGGGGUGACCUAGUGUGCCUGUUGUUGCACGGCCGACGAUGUUUUUGCGAAAACGCCGACCGGAUCGGGCGGACGCGCCCCGCGCUACGUUUUCCGUUCGUUUCAAAACCGCGCGUAAUCCAUGGCGGGACGGUUUUUAAAAAAAAAAAAAAAAACGCGUUCGGCAAACGCCUCCAGCGGGAUGUGACGUUGACGCGUGCUGUGGCGACGAACGUUUCCCUCCAAAUCGGCCGGACCGGUCUCCGAACGGUCACCGGAAGAGAAAAAAAAAAUAUAUUAAAAUAAAAAAACCCCAGUACUCCGACGACCCACCGCUGGCCCCGGCCUGUGUUAUCUGUUCAUUUUCCUCAUGUCGCGAUCGAGUGUUAACGAUAACCGACCGCAAUACCGAUCGUCCAAACAUUACUAGUAUUAUUAUUAUUAUUGUUGUUGAAUCAUAUUCCGCCUACCGCUUUUUGGUGCGUGAUAGUGCACUGCGUUUGAACAGCGCGAACGAUCGUUCGACCGUAAAAGGAUUUCCGUCCGUGUUCGUUUGUAUAUUAUUUUUUUGGUUUUUAUUUGGUUUUUUUGUUGUAUUUUGCUUUGCGUCACUCUUUUCACGUGUUCCUGACGGGACAUCGGCAUCGCCGGACCGCUUUCCCGCAACGAUCAAAUGGUAUUGAAUGGUGUCACGACCUUUGGCCAUCUAGACUAAUGGAAAAUCCAACUAAAACUAAACUCACAACUAGUGAUCUUAUUGCUGCAAGGAAAAAAGAAUUUUUGGAAACAAAUAUGAACAAUCGUAAGAUGUAUGAUCAUGUUCAAGAUAAUUUCAAAAAUGCUAGAAGUUUUAUUGAAAAAAUAAUUAAAAAAACUGGUAUUAUAUAUGAUGAUCAGUUUAGUAAACAUUUAUGUUAUUGGGAUCCUAACUAUAUUGAAAAUCCACAACGAUAUGAAUCAAUCAUAAAAAGGUGUAAUGAGUUAGGAUUGAUUGAAAGAUGUACUAAAAUUCCAUGUCGCCUUGCUACUAACGAUGAAUUGUUAAUGAAACAUACACAAGAAAUCAUUGACAUGUUAAAAUCUACUGAGGAUUUGAAAGAUUUUGAACUUUUAGAAGCAUUAUCUUCUAAGUUUGAUGCAAUUUACUUUCAUCCCAGUACAUACAAACAGUCUUUAUUAGCAACAGGAAGUUCGAUAGAACUUGUUAAAGCAAUAUGUGAAAACAAAAUACAUAAUGGAAUGGCUUUUAUCAGACCUCCUGGACAUCAUGCUAUGAAAUCCGAAUUUUGUGGCUAUUGUUUUUUCAACAAUGUAGCAAUUGCUGCAGAAUAUGUUCUUCGCCAUUACUCGGUUUCCAAAAUUUUAAUUGUUGACUGGGACGUUCAUCAUGGACAAGCUACACAACAAAUGUUUUAUGAUGAUUCAAGAGUACUAUAUUUCUCUAUUCAUCGAUAUGAAAAUGGAGAAUUUUGGCCCAAUUUACGAGAAAGUGAUUGGGAUUAUACUGGUAAUGGUGAUGGUCAAGGUUUCAAUAUAAAUGUACCUCUAAAUGCUACUGGUAUGAGAGACACUGAUUACCUUGCUAUUUUUCAUCAACUCUUAUUACCAGUUGCCUCAGAAUUUCAACCUGAUCUUAUUUUAAUAUCCUCUGGUUAUGAUGCUGCAUUAGGAUGUCCAGAGGGAGAAAUGGAAGUAACACCUGCAUGCUAUGCUCAUUUAGUUAAUUCUCUUAUGGGUCUUGCAUGUGGUAGAGUUGCUGUUUUUCUUGAGGGGGGCUAUUGUAUUAAAUCUUUAGCUGAAGGUGCUGCUUUAACACUUAAAUCGUUACUUAAAGAUCCAUGUCCUUUGCUUGACAUGACUAGCAAUCCGUGUAUUAGUAUUGUGCAAACAAUACAGAAUGUAAUUUUUGCACAUCAAAAAUAUUGGAAAUGUUUUCAAACGGACUACAUAUUAAGUCCAACGUAUAAGGCUGUAUCAAUGUAUUCAUAUGAUGGUGAACCACAAAGUGAGUUUCCAACUUCUGAUUGUUAUCCACUUCAAGAUACUACAAAAAUUGAUGAAUUUUCAGUUCUUCAGCAUUUAAUUUCUGAAACUGAAUUGUUAAAUAUAAAGAACAAAGUUUGUGUUUCAUUUGAUUUGAUCAUGGACCGAAAACACGUGAGCAGCGAAAGUGGACAUCCAGAAUGCCCAGGUAGAAUAAGUGCAAUUUUAAAUAUGUUCAAUGAGUUUCAAUUGACACCUCGGCUUUUAGUUUUACCAUCUAGAGAAGCUGAAGAGAGUGAAAUACUCACUGUGCACACUAAAGAACAUUUUAAUAAUAUGGCCAAUUUAUACAAAUUAUCGCUACAAGAAUUAAGUUCAUUAGAAAAAACUUUUGACUCUGUAUACUUGACUCCAGAUACAUAUAAAGUUUCAACACUUGCUUCUGGGUGUUUGUUGCAAGUAAUUGAUUCUGUUAUGAAUAAUGAUAGUGCAUCAGGUGUGGCAGUGAUACGGCCUCCUGGACAUCAUGCUGAAGAUGAUUUAGCUUGCGGUUUUUGUAUUUUUAAUUCUGUGGCUAUUGGAGCAAACUAUGCUUUAAAUAAGUUUGGUCUUAAAAGAAUAUUGAUCUUGGACUGGGACAUACAUUUUGGUAAUGGCACAAUGAAAACAUUCUGUUCAGACCCAAGAGUCCUGUAUAUAUCAAUUCAUCGUUAUCAUAAUGGAAAAUUUUUCCCGAGUACCAAAGAUGGGUCCCAUAAAGUUACUGGCAUAGGAAGUGGAGAAGGUUAUAACAUUAAUAUACCAUGGAACAAAAAUGGCAUGGGAGAUGCUGAGUAUAUGUCAGUUAUGCAAAAUAUAAUUUUACCUGUAGCUUAUGAAUAUUGUCCUGAACUUGUUUUAGUAUCAGCUGGAUUUGAUGCUGCUGUAGGAGACCCACUUGGAGGUUGUAAAGUAACACCUGAAUGCUUUGGACACCUCACUCAUUUACUAUCAUCAUUGGCAUAUGGAAAAGUCAUACUUGCCUUAGAAGGAGGUUACAACAUAGAUGCAGUCUCAUACUGUAUGACAAUGUGCACUAAAGCUUUACUUGGAGAUCCAUUACCACCUUUAAACUUAGAACUUCCCAUUUGCAAAAAUGCUCAAAGAACAUUGAAAAGAGUCAUCAAGGUACAGAAAAAAUAUUGGUCCUGUUUAAAUGUUUUUUCUUCUGAAAAGAAAUAUAGAAAUUCACUUAGUGUUAAUGAUUGAAUGAAUAUUUGUAAUUAUUUUGUUGAUAAAAUAUAUUUAUAACAAUUAGAAUCUCUUUAAUUUAAGCCAAUCUUAGAGAAUCUAAAUAUUUAU